Molecule: messenger RNA, 762 nt
Organism: Cylindrotheca closterium
Lineage: Eukaryota; Bacillariophyta; Bacillariophyceae; Bacillariales; Bacillariaceae
Source: the annotation of a GenBank genome assembly
AUGGGGGCCAAACCUUCCACCAUGAAACGAACGCAGUCGGCUGCCUUUGGUCGAUUGCGGAUUGAUUCGCCACGGAUUGUUACGCCAGGAUCGGUCAAGCAGUCUCUGACAAGAAGAAGAGAGUUGAGAGCUCAACAAGUAGGAACUGGACCAGCCGCUUUGAUUCGACCUGGUAGUCAGUCGGGCUUGGCCGAAACGAGUCCCUUGUUGAUUCAGCCUCACCAGCAGCAGGUAGGAAGAGAACUGGGUGCGACAGAAAAUCAAUUCAUGGCCACUCCGGAAAGUCCAGCAUUGAUGGUUUGGAUUGUUCCUGCCUUGUGUUGUGCCAUGGCCUAUGCCUUGUACAAUAUCUUUAUCAAAAAGGGAUCGAGUCAUAUCAAUCCUGUGCUCGGGGGUGUCAUUUUGCAGUUGGUGGCAGCCCUUCUGGGAGGAUGCUUACUUACGUUCUUGAUAUUGCAGGAGACACACAAGGGUGGCGAUGUCGGCAAUAUCGUUGCCUUUGACAAGGAAGGUAUUUUCUGGGCCGUCCUAGCUGGAUUGGCUGUCGGAACUGCCGAGAUUGUCUCCUUUUUGGUCAGUAGCAUGGGUGUCCAAGCCAUGCAAUCGAUUCCAGUCAUUAUCGGUGGAUCUGUCUUGUUUGGAACUGUCAUUGGGGCAUUGGCAUUGCACGAGGACUUGUCGAUGCGCGGAUGGGGAGGAGUUGUGCUGAUUUCGAUUGGAAUUAGUUUGGUUGGAUUGGAUUCCGAGGGUGAGAUGCAUUGA